AUGCACGAUAUGCAGCGAGUUACUCUGAGCGACAAACGGCGAGUAGUCAUUCAAAGGGACUAUUCUUCCGGUUUGGGCAUCAAAUUCAAUUCAGCGUACCCGCCUGAUCUAACUUCUCAUAUAGAUGAAGAUACAUGGACAAAGUUUAUCUGCGAGUUAAACUACGAGUAUGAAUGUGCUGAAAAGAUUACAACCCGCACCGUCAUGGAGACAGUUCUUGGAUGCCUUAGCUGCUAUAUAACAAGAUUCUGUGUCCGUCCUUCCUUCUACAAGCGAUUGGACGAAAUUGCCGAGUACUUAGAACGCACGAAUCGAGAAAUACUCAUACCGCGUGGUCUAUAUGCGAAAAACCCUAUUGAGAAAGGAUUCCGUGUUAUGGAAAUAUAUUUGAUAUAUGAAACCAACGAUCCCAAAAAGGACACGUAUCAAAAUGUACCAAAGCCACAGUCAUUUGUACCACGCCUUUGAUUGUCUGUCUUCGUGAUCUCAUCUCACCUCGGUGUUGUCUUGCCAUUCUCUAUUGAUUUUCGCUCUCAUAUGUGAUUCUUUUGAAUUUGAUUCAUUAUCUGCUUGCCCAUUUUUUCUAAUCGUUUGUACAUUGUAUAUAGUCCAUUAUGUGCAUUUGCUGUAUAGGCUAGUAGAUUCAGAAUUCAUAGUGCCGCUGCGAUGCCGACAACACGCGCACAUUAGCCGUUUAGCGCACAGUUUUCAGUUUUGCGCGCCAUAACUAUUUUUUACGCUCAAACGUUGUCGGCAACGCGCGAAAGCAGUUAACUUCCAAUUUUCCGGUAGGUCUUUCACGCUAUAAAAUCUUUUCAAUUCAAAUCUUUUUGACUGAGACCAGCGCUAUGCUUUUUCGAUGCUUUACGUCGGCUUUGAGGAUAGAGUUACUCUGCGUUAUUAACACUAGAGUUUGGUAAUAUUUGCCAUAAUAAUUAUGUAUCAAGGAGAAAUAUCGCAAGUCUUGUGAUCACAUUCGAGAUUGAAUUUCUUAUUUAAAUGUUGGCAUCAUAAUUCGCUUGUAUCUCAAGUUUGUUGUGACUUUCUUUAGCCUUUUACCAAAUGAAGUGUUCAGAAUUGAUUAUAUCAUUUUGCACCUUUGUACGUAUAUCGAGGAUCCGAAUGAUUGGUUUCUUGAUUGUCCUAGCUACUUAUUUACAAAAGUUUGUCAAUAAAGUUAUUCUUGGUUG
Cylicocyclus nassatus is the source of this 1190-nucleotide messenger RNA. Lineage: Eukaryota; Metazoa; Nematoda; Chromadorea; Rhabditida; Strongylidae. The record is from the annotation of a GenBank genome assembly.